UGUCAGGAGUCCAUAGUCACUGCAGCGUACUGUGUCUGCCCGCCGCCAUGCUACCGUCAGACGCCCCAUUGACAGUGUUGCCUUGGCGCAUCCUGGUCCCUCUGCUGCAGCUAUAUGGCUGCUUCCCAUACAGGAUAUCUUCCACCAACUCUCCGCCAGUGUUCAGCCUCCCGCUGUGCCUGUGCAGCGUGGCCAUGCAGUUAUUGAUGGUCAUUUUGUUCAGCAAGUGGUCCGGUGUGAACCACAUAUCAUUCUUCUCACUGGACAUGGGCACCAUCUGCUACAUCUUUUCCACCAUAGUCGUGUUGGUUUCAUUGUGGCUGGCUGGCUUCAUCCUGCUGAUAAACAGUGUUGCAGUCGCUGCUCUGCUGCAUGACCUGUCCCAGAUGAAGAAUGUCUUCUCGCCGUCCUGGCGCCAUUGGUUGUGCAACGCGAGGACACUGCUGAUGCUGGCAUACGGGAUUAUUUUAACAUGCUUCUCUUUAACGUUCACCCUCUUCGCAGUAAGACCCUCUACUGUCUUGGAGACUUUGUUCCUCACAAUGGCUGCAGUGGUCUGUUCUGUCAUCUUCUGGCUGCCCAUAGAGCUGUUCUACUCGGUGCUCGCCGUCCAGGCCCACCACCUUCUGGUCAAUACAAAGGCUACUGCGACCAAGGUGUCCGCUUUCCUUGCCGGUAACGAGUCUUUUAAGUGCGAGAGUGACGUGAAGACGACGAUGGCGGCGCUGGUGCACCUGGACGCUGUCAUUCAGGAGGUGGAGGUGAAGCGGGCGAAGACCACACGCCUGUUCUUCCCAAUCAUCAACAUAUUCUUCGUGAUUGCAAUCAUGUUGGCUAUCACCAGCCCUUACACUAUCAUUCAAGGGAGCAUUGCAGGCGGCGGCACCUUCGGAUCGUUACUAUUAGCUUCCCACAUCAUGGGCAGCCUGUUUCACGCGGGCCAAAUGUUCACCAGCCAGGUGAGUGAAGCCGAGGGAGUCUUGAAGCAGCUGAGAGCCAAGAGUCAGGACCUCAGUGUCAGCCUGAAGGUGAACCUUGUGAUGGGGAGUUUGUCGUCUUUACUUACCUUCGAUGUGUGUGGCUGGUACACCCUCAGCUAUUCCUCCCUCCUUGCAAUCUUCAAUACUAUCAUGACCUACAUUGUGAUAAUAUUCCAAGAAGGAGGAGGAACCAUCAAGAACUCAUAAGCCCUUACGACCACUCAUAGAAAACGGAGAUUAUCAAGGAGAAACAUCAAUAAACCGAGGGCUUUGAUGGGAUACUUGCAGAAAAAUGUAGAGAAGGAAAAUUGUGAAAGUUUGGGCCACAGUUUGUUUUGAAAGGCUAUACAGAUGAUAAGUCAGUUUUAUGGGUAUUUUAUCUCAUUUGUGAUGUAGAGAGUCAAUAUUAAACCACCACGAUGCAUGAAAACACUCCUGAAGACUCCAGUAACAUCCUCUGCAACAUGUUCACGCUAUGUUUGUGCAUGAAGUUCUUCAUAUUCACAAGACAAACUCAUAGAAUCGCAAGUUUUUCAUAGAAUACGCGAUUAAUUUGGUUUUUAUUCAUUUAUUUAUCUUAAUAGAAAGGUGAAGCGAGUGUGCACAUAGAGCCAAGAUGGACACAUGACUCACUCCUGUGGGUUCUCUUGUUUCGUUGUGUGUGCAUCAACAUCUGUAAAAUGUAAUGAACUCGCAUGUUACCGAUGAGACACUUUGUACUUAUCAACUUGAAAUAAAAAAUAAAUCUACUUUCAAAACACCCUUACGAAUGA
Messenger RNA from Portunus trituberculatus (swimming crab), 1753 nucleotides. RefSeq lists its product as uncharacterized. The transcript is spliced from 5 exons. The record is from RefSeq and is a predicted model, not a curated record. Bases 48 to 1187 code for a protein of 379 amino acids. Lineage: Eukaryota; Metazoa; Arthropoda; Malacostraca; Decapoda; Portunidae.